AUGCUGGGCGCGCGGCGGGCCGUGCUGGCGGGGCUGGCGCGCGCCGGGGAGCGGGGCCCGGGCCCGGGACGAGGCUGCGGCGCGCGCCGCCUGCUGCUGCCCUCCGGCGGAGCCGCGCGGGGACACGAGCCGGGCUGGAAGGAGGCGCUGUCGGCCGCCGUGGGCGCUCUGCAGGCCGGCGGGCUGGUGGCGGUGCCGACCGACACGGUGUACGGCGUGGCGUGCCUGGCGCAGGACUCGGCCGCCGUGCGGAGCAUCUACAGCCUGAAGGGGCGGGACGGCGGGAAGCCGCUGGCCAUCUGCCUCGGGGACGUGGAGCGGCUCUACAGGUUCUGCCACGUGGACGUGCCGGAUGAGCUGUUGCAGGACCUGCUCCCAGGACCAGUCACCCUGGUCUUCAAACGCUCAGAAGAACUAAAUAAAGACUUGAAUCCUUUCACAUCGCUGGUCGGUGUUCGUAUUCCAGACCACCCUUUUGUGAGGGAGCUGGCACGAGCUUGCAGUGGACCACUGGCUUUAACGAGUGCCAACAUCAGCUGCCAGGCAAGCACGCUGACUGUCUCGGAAUUCCAAGACCUGUGGCCUCAGUUGUCCUUAGUUAUCGAUGGAGGUCCAAUAGGGGAUGUCCAGAGCCCAGAGUGUCGCUUGGGCUCAACUGUGGUUGACUUAUCUGUGUCAGGGAGAUUCACCAUCCUUCGUCCUGGCUGUGCUCUGACAUCAACAGUUGAGAUCCUGCAGGAGAAGUAUGGCUUGAUUCCAGAAUCAUCUUAAGACCUGAGACCCCAGGGAGGCUCUGCAGAGCUGCUGGAGCUGGGCACCAUGUGCCUGCACCUUCAGGAAGGGAGAGUUCCUGACUUUGUUUAAUAAGGUCAAUGGGUUAUGUCAAGGUAAACAGAAGAGAAAAUGAUGAAGAACAGCAACAAGGGCAGAUGAGUGUCUGUUAAUUAGUGUCAAACCUGCUGUAGUCUUGAGAAACCACCCCAGCUGUGUCUGCUGACCUCUUCAUGCUCCUGAACCAUUCCCACAUGCUGCCUGUUUUAUUAAGCCUUUGAAAUGCAGCAAUUUGAACACUGGGCUGUUCUCAGGAUGGGCUGAUGAUGGUGGUGUCUGAUCCACCCCCCUCCCUUUAACAUUUGCUCCCUGUCUCUUGUUGAUUGUGUCUGUCCUGGAAGAAAAAGCAAAGAUGGAAAAGAGGUUUUUUGAGCUGUUACCAUGUUACAGCUGUGGUGUUCUCUGUCUGGUUUUCUCUGUUCCAAAUGUAAUCAAAACACUACUCCAGAGAGGAAACUGUAAGUGCUUUGGACAAUUAAUGGUGUCCCAAUGAUCUGUGUCUUGACAAGAGCUGCUCAGACAGACCUGGCCCCCUUGUAACACAGACAAGGAGAACAAGCUCUCUGUGUGCUGACCUUCGUUAUUUAUUUCUGAACUUCCCUCUUGAUUUUGUUCUGCAAAUAGUGAUAAGCUGAAGUAAACAGGGAAUGGAUGAAAGCUUCUGCUGGUGUUCUUCACUGAGAAGUACAAAGUUUUAUAUAUGAGGAGCUGCUGUCAAUUUAAAGCUAGUGAGCAUCUUGCACUGUUUUGUUACAAAUGCAUUGCAGUUGGGUGAGUCUGUUAAGCACAAACAUUCCAGGUAAGAAAACUAUUGUUAGAUGGACAGGGAACAAAUUGCUGCAAAUUAGAAGCAGGUGGCCAGGCCACCCCAGCAACCCUGAGCUUCCUUUGCUUCACCUGGCUGAAGCUCGUGGUGACUCACAGCCCUGGAAGCUUCUAGCAGCAUUUUCUCCCAGCAGCCACUCGUGUGGAGUCGUGGUCUGCAGGAGGAGCACAGGUAAGGCUUAAUGAGCCACAGAGACUGAAUUUUGCCUUUGAGAGCUUGCUGUGGUUUUUGGCUGGGUUGAAUGUGUGCAGGGACUAACAGAGUGCUGGGGGUCAGGCUGGUAGCAGUGCUUCUGGUGGGACAUGAGUGGAAAGGGGUGUUGGGAGAGUGGCCUGGUGCUGGCUGCUGUGCAGAAAUUUGCUGUCACUGUUUCCCCUCUGAGCUCAAUCCCUCUAAACUGUCCAUGGCAUUUAAUUUGUGAACUGGCAGGUGAAGGAGCUGAAGGCAGGGCACAACCACCUAAAUAAAAAUCAUUU
Molecule: messenger RNA, 2133 nt
Organism: Colius striatus (speckled mousebird)
Lineage: Eukaryota; Metazoa; Chordata; Aves; Coliiformes; Coliidae
Gene: YRDC
Product: yrdC N6-threonylcarbamoyltransferase domain containing
Exons: 6
Coding region: 1-771 (256 amino acids)
Biological process (GO): regulation of translational fidelity
Cellular component (GO): cytoplasm
Molecular function (GO): tRNA binding; double-stranded RNA binding; nucleotidyltransferase activity
Source: RefSeq, a predicted model, not a curated record